Molecule: messenger RNA, 811 nt
Organism: Rubroshorea leprosula
Lineage: Eukaryota; Viridiplantae; Streptophyta; Magnoliopsida; Malvales; Dipterocarpaceae
Source: the annotation of a GenBank genome assembly
AGUAAAAACUCCAACAAGAAUCAGAAGUCAAUCUGGGUUCUUGCAUAACCCAGAUGCAGAUGCAGAACCCAGAUCGGAGCGAGGAAGAAAAGGGAGAAGAGGGGGAGGAGAGGGAAAGAAAAUCAAAGAACCAGGGCUGGAUGACUGAUAAACUUGAAGAUCCAGUUUCUCUAGAUGAGGAAAUUAGCUUGGAAGCUGAGGAAACAGUAGGUGAAUUUGAAUUUGUGAUUUUUCUACAUGAGGAAAUUAGCUUGGAAGCUGGGGAGUCAGUUUACAAGGUUUCCAAGGAAGAUAUGAUGGACAAGUUCAAGGAAUGCAUGAUCUAUACCUUAGCUGCAAAGGAAAGGUUUUAUAAAGCCAUAGCUGAUAGAUAUAGGACUGCUGGUACUGCUAUUUCAUCUGAUGAUCGCUUUUCUAUUCUGGAGUGCAUAUGUAUUUUACAAAUCAUGAAAGGUAUUUCUUAUUCUACAGCAAGAGAAGCCAUUAAUGCAUUCAAGAAUUCUCUAUAGGAUAGGCGGAUUUUUGUCUCAUGAAGCCCGAAUGGAGAUAGAAUUGGGUGGAAGACCUUGAUCAAUGAAGCGCAUUCAAUGUUGUGUUUGUUUAGUUUGCAUUCAAUGAUCAUCUAACUUUCAUGGACAUUAGAAUUGCUUAGCUUGCUUUUGAUCUUGAGUUGAAUAGUUUGAACCUUGUGGUGCUAUGUGUUUUUGUAUAGUUUGCAUGCAAUGAUCUAUGAACACUGAAUUUAUGAACUCUUUAGUUUGUUUUUGAUCUAUUAGUUGUUUAGUUUUUUUAAUAAGAGCUAUUUCCAAUG